Messenger RNA from Rhinopithecus roxellana (golden snub-nosed monkey), 609 nucleotides. It is a transcript of the gene DPPA3, whose product is annotated as developmental pluripotency associated 3. Bases 1 to 495 code for a protein of 164 amino acids. The record is from RefSeq and is a predicted model, not a curated record. NCBI's taxonomy places the organism in Eukaryota, Metazoa, Chordata, Mammalia, Primates, Cercopithecidae. Gene Ontology annotation, cellular component: nucleus. Gene Ontology annotation, biological process: epigenetic programing of female pronucleus. The transcript has 4 exons.
AUGGACCCAUCACAGCAGUUUAAUCCAACCUCCAUCCCAGAGUCUUCACAAAUGCUGACCCAAGAAAAUUCUCGGGACGAUUCAGGGGCCUCUGAAAUCUGUUCCGAGAUGUUGAUAAAGAACCUUAGUAACUUGACUAUCAACACCACUAAUGAAUCCCCUUCCCCUCUACCAGAAGAGUCACUCCAUCGAGUGAUAGAUGGAAUUGCUGCAAGAGCACCAGUCCUCAGGGAAAUCAGAGAUGACUUGAUUUACAGGAGGAGAGGAGUAAGAACAUUACUGUCUGUGCAGAGAGAAAGGAUGGCAAGAUUCAGAUACAUGUUACUCGGCAGAGUUCGUACGCAUGAAAGAAUACUAACAAACACUGGGCUUAAGGGAGUUAGGAAGGAAUCAAGACCAUUCAAAUGUCCCUGCAGUUUCUGCGUGUCUAAUGGAUGGGAUCCUUCUGAGAAUGCUAGAAUAGGGAAUUAUGACACCAAGCCACUUCAGCCAUAAAUCUUGUUCUUGCACCUUUUUCUUCUUGCUGGUAAUCCUAUAUAGCAGGUUGUGAAAGCUAUUCUAUGCUAGUAUAGACUAUACACCAAUAAUAUUAACAAGUUCUAGGAUAUA